This is a messenger RNA of Naegleria lovaniensis, 1776 nucleotides long. RefSeq lists its product as uncharacterized. NCBI's taxonomy places the organism in Eukaryota, Heterolobosea, Eutetramitea, Acrasida, Naegleriidae. Bases 1 to 1776 code for a protein of 591 amino acids. The transcript has 3 exons. The record is from RefSeq and is a predicted model, not a curated record.
AUGAGUAAAACGACGGGAAAUAUUUCAGUCACUGCCAAUUCACACAUUUUUGUGGAUCUCUUACGUUUCAGAUCUCGUUCAGAUGUGGAAACCAAUGUCAAUGGAAUGAUUACCAAAUAUUCAACCCUGUCCUUCCAAAGUAGAGAAACCACUAUUAAUUUUAACUUGAUCGACAAUGAAUGUCGAUGCACCAUUCAGAACCACACUUCUUUAGAAAGAGCAUGCGUUCAAAAAUCCAAUGUCCUGCAACAAGACACGAUUUUGGAUUUAGAUGCUUCAAAAAUUCAAUGGAAAUACAGCAAUGGUGAAAGUGGUUGGGUUAUUCGAAGUCAGAAAAUGCCUCAAGACGAAUGUUUUCCCUUAAGUGUUUCACACAAUGAUGGAUCAGGUCUUGUCGAAGAGUUCUUCAAUAUGAAAUCCAGUGUGGAUGAAAGUGUUUUUAACAUUCCAUCCAUCUGUCCUCCGGUGAGCGCAUCAAACGAGUCGGAACCUACUUCAACAACUCAAAAUCAUCAAACCUUGUUGAUUGAUAUUGAAGAUUUGCGGGCCACUCCAACCGAGCAGAGCUAUUUUGAAGAAUUGAACGGAGUUAUUGAAAGGCUUGAUGUUUUGACUCACAAGUUGUCGGCUACUACUAUGAACAAAAUGUUCAAGAUGGAAGAUGAUUCAAUGAAAUUAACAAAAAUUGCUGGUCAUGUGGUUCCCAAAGAAUUGUGGGAUGUUGUGAAUGCUUUGUUGCGAAGGACGUUUUUAAAUAUUCAUUCCUUUUCAAAUUUUGACAAGGCAGGUCAAGACUUGGAGAAAUUAAAAACUAUAUCCGAUCAAUUGGAGUUGCUUGUCAUUGUCAAUACAAGUGGUGAAAAACCAGAAAAUGAAGAGGAGAGCGAAAAACAAAUGGUUGACAGAUUGAAAGGAAUAAUUGUUUUAUUGGAGAAAGAAAAUGAAGUUUAUAUCAUUACAAACAAACUCCUCGACUUACAAAGACAAAGUUUUGAAGUACCUGUUCCCUCAAAUGAAGACAACUCAGAAAAUCCUUUGGAAAAUCAAAUUUUGAAAGAGGCAAACAAAAACCAAGAAGUACAAACUGCUGAGAGAAUUGAUGAAAUCAGAACAAGUGUGUUAGAAUUACUUGAGCGAAGAUAUUCCAUUUACAAAGAAUUUGGUAAUGCUAAGGAAGCACAUACUGAUUUGUGCAAUGCAAUUGAACUAUUGGAAGAUGAUAUCAAGAAGUUAGGUGAAGAAAACAGCAACUCGGAAAAAAUUGCACAGAAAAAGGAAUGGGUUGCUCGUUUAUUAGUCGAUCGAGCUGAACUCUAUUUUACAUUCAUUCAUUCCUUGUAUCAAGGGCCACAAGUUGAGCAAGUGUUAAGUAAGGAUCUCUCACAAAAACAACGAGCUGCAAUCGUGUUGGACGAUAUCAAUAGCAAGCUUACACAGCUGGCUGAACUAUUAGGAGCGGAGGAGGUGCAGAAUGACGCUGCUGGAGGAUCCCAAAAACAGAUUUCCAUGAUUACUGCUGCUAAAUAUCAAGCCGAAGCUGAUGAAAGAAUGAAGAAAGAUCUUAAAAUGGCAAAAGAAUACGACCCAAACAUUGGAGCACAUCAUAACUCCUACAAUACUAUUCAAGAUUUCCUGAAAGAAAUUGGAGACAAGAGAAAGAGGGCUGGCUUGAUUUUGAGGUUAUUAAUAAUUGCAUUUGUUGGUCUUCUAAUUCAAAACAUGUAUCAAGCAUAUACGGAAAGAAAAAAGGAGGGAUCAGCAAGCCAAAAACAAUGA